AUGGAGGUUGAUAGAGCUAAGGUAGAGACCAUAUCUAAGCUGCAACCCCCUAGUUCUGUUAGGGCUGUUAGGAGUUUCUUAGGCCAUGGGCUGCCCUUUGAGCUUAUGUGCGAUGCUAGUGAUUAUGCAGUUGGAGCUGUACUUGGACAGAGGUUCGAUAGGAAGUUCCAACCCAUUUAUUAUGCUAGCAAGACUUUGACAGGAGCCCAGGAGCAUUACACUACUAUAGAGAAGGAGUUGUUGGCUAUUGUUUAUGCCUUCGAAAAAUUUAGAUCAUACCUCGUCUUAUCAAAGACCAUCGUCUUCACUGACCAUUCAGCUUUGAGCUACCUUGUGGCUAGGGUCUUACCAAAGGACCCGGUCAUUCGCCGAUGUGUUUAUGGCGAAGAAAGUCUUCAGAUUUUGAGGCACUGUCAUGAGGGACCCGUAGGAGGCCAUCAGGCGGCAAACCAUACUGCUAGGAAGGCGUUGGAUGCAGGUGUUUAUUGGCCAACUAUCUUCCAGUAUGCUAGGACAUUUGUUCAGGGUAUUGACUUCAUGGGACCCUUCCCUUCUUCCUAUGGCAAUAAGUAUAUUCUUGUGGCUGUUGAGCAUUUCUCUAAGUGGCCUGAGGGACAGGCUUUAUGUACUGAUGAUGUCAGAGUUGUUUGCAGGUUCCUUAAGAAGUUAUUUGCUAGGUUUGGCACAUCUAGAGCGUUAAUUAGUGACAGGGGAACACAUUUCUACAAUGCUCAAUUAGAGAAGGUACUUAGACGCUAUGGUGUGACACAUCAAUUCUCCACUCCCUAUCACCCACAGACCAAUAGGCAAGUUGAGGUUACUAAUAGGGAUUUAAAAUACAUUUUAGAGAGAACUGUAGGUGUGACUAUGAAUGAUUGGGCUUUAAAACUGGAUGAUGCAUUAUGGGCAUUUAGGACUGCAUAUAGGAUUUCUAUAGGUUUUACGCCCUAUAGGCUUGUGCAAGGAGAGACAGUGACAGCUGAGUGA
Ricinus communis (castor bean) is the source of this 987-nucleotide messenger RNA. RefSeq lists its product as uncharacterized. Lineage: Eukaryota; Viridiplantae; Streptophyta; Magnoliopsida; Malpighiales; Euphorbiaceae. Gene Ontology annotation, molecular function: nucleic acid binding. The transcript has 6 exons. Bases 1 to 987 code for a protein of 328 amino acids. The record is from RefSeq and is a predicted model, not a curated record. Gene Ontology annotation, biological process: DNA integration.